This is a messenger RNA of Strongyloides ratti, 2301 nucleotides long. RefSeq names its product Zinc finger, ZZ-type domain and UBA-like domain-containing protein. Lineage: Eukaryota; Metazoa; Nematoda; Chromadorea; Rhabditida; Strongyloididae. The transcript has a single exon. Gene Ontology annotation, cellular component: aggresome; amphisome. Gene Ontology annotation, biological process: aggrephagy; endosome organization; mitophagy. The record is from RefSeq and is a predicted model, not a curated record. The coding region runs from base 1 to 2301 and encodes 766 amino acids. Gene Ontology annotation, molecular function: zinc ion binding; K63-linked polyubiquitin modification-dependent protein binding; protein kinase C binding.
AUGACGAUAGUACUAAUAAAGCUUAUCACAAAAGAUAGAACAAAACUUUUAGAAAGUGAUGGUUUUGUUAAAUAUCCAGAAAUUCGUGCUGUCUACGAUUCUAUGGUUCCUCCAUCCUUACGAAUUGGUUUUUCAAAUUUGUCUUUUAAGAAUGACAAAGGUGAAAUUUUUGAAAUCAAUGAUAAUGAAUCAUUUUGGGCAUUUAUUACUUUAGAAUAUCCAAAUGCUAGAAAAAAUAUUGAUGAUAUUCCAGUAAUAGUUAUCCCUGUUAUUGUGAAUGAUAAUAUAGACUACCUUAGUGACAGUGGAUUACGAGUACAUCCAAAUAUCCGCUGUGAUGGAUGUGAUAGAAAAGUAGCUGGUAUUCGCUACAAGUGCGUAGUUUGUAAUGAUUAUGAUCUUUGUCAAUAUUGUGAAAGACAAAAUAUUCAUGAUCCUACACAUGUAAUGUUGAGAUUUGCAUGUCCAAUUAAUAAAAAAAAUAGACUAUUUCUUAAUAAAGUUUGUCAAAUCAAUGAAGAAAGUAAUAGUCCAAGUGUUGAAAUAAUGUCAGCUUUUCAAAAAUUUCAUACAAUGACUGGAAAUAAUUUUAUUGACGGAGAUGAUUUAACUGAAAGUAUUGAAACUUCAAACUCAAGUGAAGAAUCAAAAACAGCAAUGAAAAAAGUAUUGGAUAAGUAUAAAACUGUCAAAGAGAUUGGUAAUACAAUUCAUGCAGCUUUUAUGAAUAUGGCUGUUGAAGAAAAUUUUGCAUCAGAUGAAAAAAAGAAACCUGUUAUUAGUGAAACAGAAACAUUUAGCUCAUUGCUAACCAGUGCUCACAAUAAUAUUACAACAGCUAAUGAACUUAUUAAAACAAUUCCGAAUAUUAUUUCAAUCCCUGAAACUAACCAGUUAAUUGAUUAUAAAAAUGAAAAAGAAGUAAAAGAAAAUAUAUUAAAUAUAUUAAAUACUGUUAAUGUUAAUCAGAAUAGUAAAGAAAUCAAUGAGAUAGCUGCUAAGGAGUAUGCUGCUGGACAGAAUCAUAUAAAUAGAGCCAUAGCUCUAAUCUCUGGAUCAAAUUCUGUUGAUUUAAGUACAUGUUCAUCUUUAAAAUGUUGUCCAACAGAAACGGAAAAUGUAUUGUCUCGAAAUCGUGAUUUAGGUGAUAAAGUAGAAAAACUUUCAUCUGUGUUUAAAGAUAGUAAUUCAAUAUCCUCUGGACAUAUGUCUGUUGAUGAAAGUUGUUGCGAACCAGAUUCUGAUUUAAAUAUUUCUGGUUCAAGAAAAAUUACUGCAUUUGAAAUGGUUUCGAAUUCCAAUCUAUCUAAAAUGGAAGAUGAUGGUGAAUCAUAUUUAAGUGUAGAAAUUGUUGAUAACCGUUCUGAAGAUAGUACUUCAUCAAGUAUAAAUGCAUGGACAAAUAAAACAGAUGAAUUGGAUUAUAAGAAAUUUGUUAAACAGAUGGAAAUGAAUAGAAGUCGUGUCUUUGAUGAGACUGUCGAUGAUAUUGAACCUGAAGACUCAGCUUCAAUGAUAGGUUCAAGAACUUCUUCUGUUAUGACAAAAGUUACUAGAGAAUUAAAAAAUUCUGAGUUAAGCUUUUCCAUUAUUUCAUCUGCUACCAAUGGAACCAUGGUUUCAAGUAAACUUUCUCCUAAUGUAGAGAAAGUUUGUGAAAAUUGUGGUAACGAAAAUAGUGGAAAAAAAUCAAAUGAUGAUGAAACAAUUGAUGACAUUAGUAUUGAAUAUCCAUCAGAAGGUUCUGAUGACUCUAAAUCCGAAGGUGAAUUAAUGUUCAAAAGUGUUGUAUCCUCUAUAGAACAAGGAGAUUCAAUUGAUUCACAAAAUUCGAUAGCUACCGCGGUUUGCAUAAAUGAAUCUAGUCAGUCAUCUGUUCUUGAACAAGAAGAUAAGACUAGAGAGAAUAAAAACUCCGAUAGUAACGUAAGUGAUAAUACAAUACCAGAAGAGUUUACUUCUAGAUAUCCAGCACCCUAUUCAAUGAUAUCUGUCAAAGAAAAUAAAAUACGAACAGAAUGUUUAUUAGAAGAAAGUGAUGUCCCAUGUCCACAUAUGAUUGGAGAACCUUAUCAAAUACCAGAAAAUUUCAAAAAAAAAAGACCUGUUAGUAAAAAUCAUAGUAAACAUUUUCCUUUUAUUCAUAGUGAUCCAUACAUAGCAAAUUUAGUUGAAAUGGCUGAGAGUAUGGGUUUUGAUAAUUGUAACGGUUGGCUUCUUAAAUUGGCAGAAGAUGCUGUUAAAAAUGACUUUAAUUAUUUUGAUAAGAUUCUCGAACAUAUUAAUUCUUUUAAAGAUUAA